AUGGACUCCCUUGUGCUCACACAUGCAAAGCUUUUGAGCUGGUUGCCAUCGCUGUUGACUCUGGUAUGCUCUUCUGCUGCUGUUUAUGCAGAUGAGCCCAAUCUGAGCAGUAGUUUCUUGCCUCUCUAUGAAUCUGACCAUGGGGGUGCUGUUGGCUCUGUACAAGAUGAAAGGCUGCAUGUUUUCACAGUUGAUUAUGGCUAUGUGCAAAUUCCUUGUGAAGUUACUCUUUGGAUACUCCUUGCCUCUCUUGCAAAAAUAGGUUUCCAUCUUUAUCACCGAUUGCCAAGACUCAUGCCUGAAAGCUGCGUCCUGAUUGUCGUUGGAGCAUUAGUUGGAGCAAUCAUUUUUGGUACUGAUCACAAAUCCCCACCAGUGAUAAACACAAGUAUUUACUUCUUGUAUCUCCUUCCACCUAUUGUUCUGGAGGAGGGUUAUUUCAUGCCAACUCGCCCGUUUUUUGAAAACUUUGCAUCCAUCUUGUGGUGGUCUGUGCUGGGAUCUCUCCUGAACUCCCUUGGGAUUGGCCUCUCCCUCUAUGGAGUCUGUCAGAUAGAAGCCUUCGGCCUGACUGACCUGAACCUGCUGCAGAACUUACUCUUUGGCAGCAUGAUUUCAGCUGUUGAUCCUGUGGCAGCUCUGGAAGUUUUUGAAGAAGCCUCAGUUAAUGAGCAGCUUUACAUGAUGAUUUUUGGAGAGUCUUUGCUAAAUGAUGGCAUAACUGUGGUGUUAUAUAACAUCUUCAUUGCCUUCACCCAAAUGCACAGAUACGAAGACAUCGAAUCCAUCGAUAUUCUUGCUGGCUUUGCUCGCUUCUUUGUGGUUGGGCUGGGUGGUGUGCUGUUUGGCAUCGUCUUUGGAUUUGUUUCAGCAUUCAUGACUCGAUUCACCCAGAAUAUUUCUGCUAUCGAACCCCUGCUGGUCUUCAUGUUCAGCUAUCUAUCAUACUUGUCUGCUGAAAUCCUUUACAUCUCGGGCAUUUUGGCGAUGACAGCAUGUGCAGUGACUAUGAAAAAAUAUGUGGAGGAAAAUGUUUCCCAGAAUUCCUAUACGACAAUAAAAUAUUUCAUGAAAAUGCUAAGUAGCGUCAGCGAAACACUGAUUUUCGUGUUCAUGGGAGUGUCGACAGUUGGGAAGAACCAUGAGUGGAACUGGGCCUUCAUUUGCUUCACUCUGCUUUUCUGCCUCAUUUGGCGCGCACUGAGUGUAUUUGUGCUGUUGUACAUCAGUAACAAGUUCCGAACGUAUCCCUUCACCUUCAAGGACCAGCUCAUUAUUUCCUACAGUGGCCUUCGAGGAGCCAGUAGCUUCUCUCUUGCAUUCUUGCUUCCAGCGAAUCUCUUCCCUAGAAAAAAUUUGUUCAUUACUGCUACACUUGUAGUUACAUACUUUACUGUGUUCAUCCAGGGAAUCACAAUUGGUCCAUUGGUCAGAUAUCUAGAUGUUAAAAAGACCAAUAAAAAGGAGUCCAUCAAUGAAGAAAUUCAUGUGCGAUUGAUGGAUCACUUGAAGGCCGGUAUUGAAGACAUAUGUGGGCAUUGGAGUCACUAUCAACUGAGAGAUAAAUUUAAAAAGUUUGACAAUAAGUAUCUGAAGAAAAUCUUAAUUCGGGAACACCAGACCAAAUCCAGCAUUGUGUCAUUGUACAAGAAGCUGGAAAUAAAACUGGCCAUUGAGAUGGCUGAAAGUGGCAUGAUAAGUUCAACAGCAUCUGCUGUUUCUUCACAGAGCUGCAGAAAUCGGCGAGUACAUAGGCUCUCCCCUGCAGAGGUGGAGUCCAUGAGAGAUGUCCUGGCACAUAAUCUCUACCAAGUGCGGCAGAGGGCACCAUCAUACAGCCGACACAACCUGCCUACGGAUACAAAUGAGAAACAAGCCCAAGAAAUCCUCUUCCGUCGACAGCAUAGCCUAAGGCAGAGCUGCAGGAAAGGAAACAGCUUACCUUGGGGUAGACCGGCCAGCACCAUGGGCGUGCGCUACCUCUCGCUGCAGCAUGGCUCCCGUCAACCUGCUAGGCGAAAAGCCAGGCGCGUGACUUUUAUAGAUAAUCAUAGCAAUGAGUCUGAUUCAAUGUUCCCAGUAACAUUCAGACCCCAGCCCCGACUACGGCCUCUUGAAGUGCAGUACCGCCAGGAAGAGCUUAUUCCAAUGGCACACUUAGAUAGACUUGCUGGCCCAUCCAAUCUGUCAGGUCGACGAGGAAAUUCAGUCACCAGGGCAGACACUCUAGCUCUAAUGACAAAGCCGCGAUUCACUGUGGAAGAAGUAGAAGAGUGUGAGUCAGAAAUGAUGGCACCAGCCAGGCCAUUAGCCAGAUGA
Molecule: messenger RNA, 2319 nt
Organism: Rhea pennata
Lineage: Eukaryota; Metazoa; Chordata; Aves; Rheiformes; Rheidae
Gene: SLC9A4
Product: solute carrier family 9 member A4
Exons: 12
Coding region: 1-2319 (772 amino acids)
Biological process (GO): regulation of intracellular pH; proton transmembrane transport; potassium ion transmembrane transport
Cellular component (GO): plasma membrane
Molecular function (GO): sodium:proton antiporter activity; potassium:proton antiporter activity
Source: RefSeq, a predicted model, not a curated record